AUGUUCAAGUAUUUCUAUACAUUAUUUAUUUUUAUUUUUAUCAUUAUUAAUUUGAUAAAAUCUUCCAAAUUUUGUACACAUCAUGAGGAAUGUAUUGAGAAGACAAAAAAGUUAACUGGAGAUGUCAAUUUAUUUUGGUUUGGUGAUGAAUGGAGAACAUUAUGUGAUCAAAGGUAUUUUAAAUAUCAACAAAAAAAUAAAGUUAAUUCUAUUGAUUGCCUAAAUCCACCUAAUCUUUCAAAAUUUCAUUCUCUUGGUUCAAGAUUAUUUCAAGUACCAACAUUUUCAUCUCAUUUUUUGGAUAAUUUAAAAAUAUUUCCUCGAGUGACAUUUUUUCCCAAAUCGGGUAAUUAUACAGCAUGUGAUCAUGAGUUUAAUAUAGAUAUGGGGAAAAAAAAAGAAAUUCAUGGGCAUCCUGAAAUGACACCAAUAGAUUCUUUCUUCACAAUAACACCACCUGACUUAAAUUGGCCAGGACUUGGUAAAGAUAAUAAUAGAUAUAUUAUCUUAAUCCUCGAUCCAUCAGAAGGUAAAAUUUUAUUUUUAUCUAUAAAUUUUCCCUAUGAAACAACCAAUAUCAUUGAAUAUAAUACCCUGAAACCUUAUAGAAAUUCUCCCUCACCAAUGGUAUUUUUAAUUUUUGAUCAAGGACAAAAUAGUAGUCAAUUAAAUUAUAUACCUCAACAAUUAAAUGAUGAUAAACAUUUUAAUUUUGAAGACACUUCACAAAAUAUUUUUGAUUUACCAUUAUUUAUGCUUAAAAAUAAUUUAACAACAAAAUUAGUUGGUUUGACGUGGUCUUUAAUUAAAACAGAUCCAUAUUCAUUAGAAAUAAAUAGACAGGUAAAUGGAAUAGAUAACUGUCAUUCAUUAUUGAUAAAAAAACUUCAAAAAGAACAGUUAUUUGAUUUUGUUUCAAAUUUUAAUUUAAAUGAACUUGAUAAUACAAUAUCAUUAUCAUAUUAUCAACCAUCAACAGAAUUUAGUAUAUGUUGUGAAACAUUUUCUUAUGAUGAAGAUUAUAUUGUGGCUGAUCCAUUAGCUUAUGCAUAUAUACCAUCAUUAGCAUUGAUAAAUAAACCAAAACUUAAAAUGAUAAAAAAUAGUAAUUUUGUUGAUAAUUAUCAAAGAAUUCAAAGACAUUAUGUUGUGAAGAAGGAUGAAAAAUUUAUUCUUGUUAUGUUUGAACCAAAUAAAAAAAGAUUAUUUUGGUUGGUUUCUGAUGUCACUGGUAUUUCAUUGGCCAAAGGAAAUGACAUAGAUGGUGUAACAAUAGUACCUUAUGAAGAUCCAUCAUCGUAUGAUCCAAAUAAUUGUAAUGAUGUAGUGUUGAUGGUUCUUGAAGAAUCAAGAUAUGGAAAAAAAGUUAGCAUAAGAAAACAUAGAGAGGAUGAUAAUGAAAUUAAAACAAUAUCCAAUUCAUAUAUGACUAAGAUGCUUCAUGAUUAUUUUACUUUUGAUCAACAGAAAUUACCUAGUAAUUAUUUUGGUUCAGAGGGAUCAAGGCAAAAUUUUAGUAUAGAAAAUUUUAAAUCUUAUAUGAAAGUAAAGUUAACAGCUAUAACAUGGUUUGAAAGUUGUUAUGAUGAGUUUAAUGCUAUCACUCAGAUAAGGCAUAUAAUAAAAAAUAAUUUAACUGAAAAUGAUGUUAAAAAGAAGUAUGAUAAGUAUAAAAUUAAUAAAAUUGAAUAUUAUGGAUAUCCACAGACUCCUGAAGUUAAAUUAGCAAAAACUGAACGUUUAAAAAGAGAAUUAAUGGUAGCAAUAUGUAAAGUAUUAAAGCCAACUUUUAAUAAUACUUGUAAAAAUAUUAACAGUUCAAUGAAAGCCUCUAUCAAUUAUAUACUUAUAGUUUUAAUAUUAAUAAUAGCUUUACUAAGGAAAUAUUAG
This is a messenger RNA of Strongyloides ratti, 1890 nucleotides long. RefSeq lists its product as hypothetical. Lineage: Eukaryota; Metazoa; Nematoda; Chromadorea; Rhabditida; Strongyloididae. Bases 1 to 1890 code for a protein of 629 amino acids. The transcript has 3 exons. The record is from RefSeq and is a predicted model, not a curated record.